UUUGCCGAGCUGAACUGAGCAUGGAGAAGUCAAGUCGCCUUUAGGAAUGGCCACAAAGCCCCCACCUGGCAGCCACCCUCUCCCUGUCCCUCCACGGCAGGUGGCCUUCGGGAGACUGUCCUUAGAGGAAUGAGCCGGGACGGAGCCGUCAGCAGCGCACUGGGUGGACAGCAGCCAGCAAGGAUGGAUGUGGUCGACAGCCUUCUUGGGAAUGGAAGCAACAUCUCUCCUCCCUGUGAACUCGGGAUGGAAAAUGACACACUUUUCUGCCUGGAUCGGCCCCUUCCUUCCAAAGAGUGGCAGCCGGCGGUGCAGAUUCUUUUGUAUUCCUUGAUAUUCCUGCUCAGCGUGCUGGGAAACACGCUCGUCAUUACGGUCCUGAUUCGGAACAAGAGGAUGAGAACUGUCACCAACAUCUUCUUGCUCUCCCUGGCUGUCAGCGACCUCAUGCUCUGCCUCUUCUGCAUGCCUUUCAACCUCAUCCCCAACCUGCUCAAGGAUUUCAUCUUCGGGAGCGCGGUUUGCAAGACCACCACCUACUUCAUGGGCACCUCUGUGAGUGUAUCCACUUUUAACCUGGUAGCCAUCUCUCUGGAGAGAUACGGUGCGAUUUGCAAGCCCUUACAGUCCCGGGUCUGGCAGACCAAAUCCCACGCUCUGAAAGUGAUUGCAGCUACCUGGUGCCUCUCCUUCACCUUGAUGACUCCAUACCCGAUUUAUAGCGACUUGGUGCCUUUUACCAAAAAUAACAACCAGACAGCUAACAUGUGUCGCUUUCUGCUGCCAAAUGAGGUGAUGCAGCAGUCCUGGCACACGUUCCUGUUACUCAUCCUCUUUCUUAUUCCUGGAAUCGUGAUGAUGGUGGCAUAUGGGUUAAUCUCUUUGGAACUUUAUCAAGGAAUAAAAUUUGAUGCUAACCAGAAGAAGUCUGCUAGAGAAAGGAAGCUGAGCUCCGCCAGCAGCGGCGGCAGGUAUGAGGACAGUGACGGGUGCUACCUGCAGAAGUCCCGGCGCCCCAGGAAGGUGGAGCUCCAGCAGCUGUCCAGCAGCAGCAGCAGGAUCAAUCGCAUCAGGAGCAGCAGCUCAGCGGCCAACCUGAUGGCCAAGAAGCGGGUGAUCCGCAUGCUCAUGGUCAUCGUGGUCCUCUUCUUCCUGUGCUGGAUGCCCAUCUUCAGCGCCAAUGCCUGGAGGGCCUAUGACACCGCCUCGGCCGAGCGCCGUCUCUCGGGGACCCCCAUUUCCUUCAUCCUCCUGCUCUCCUACACCUCCUCCUGCGUCAACCCGAUCAUCUACUGCUUCAUGAACAAGCGGUUCCGCCUUGGCUUCUUGGCCACCUUCCCCUGCUGCCCCCACCCCGGCCCCCCAGGGGCACGCGGGGAGGUGGGGGAGGAGGAGGAAGGCAGGACCACAGGGGCCUCUCUGUCCAGGUACUCAUACAGCCACAUGGGCGCCUCUGCCCCACCUCCCUGAGCAGGCAGCCCCUGCGGUGCAGCAGCAAGGAGGGGAGUGGAGGGAAGAACAGGA
Messenger RNA from Talpa occidentalis (Iberian mole), 1524 nucleotides. It is a transcript of the gene CCKAR, whose product is annotated as cholecystokinin A receptor. Lineage: Eukaryota; Metazoa; Chordata; Mammalia; Eulipotyphla; Talpidae. The coding region runs from base 130 to 1470 and encodes 446 amino acids. The transcript is spliced from 5 exons. Gene Ontology annotation, biological process: neuropeptide signaling pathway. The record is from RefSeq and is a predicted model, not a curated record. Gene Ontology annotation, molecular function: cholecystokinin receptor activity; neuropeptide receptor activity. Gene Ontology annotation, cellular component: membrane.